GUGAGAUAGCCCACGAACACCCGCCACAUUCACAACUUGUGAAUCACAGAUUCACAAGCCACAAAAAACACCAGUCCGCAUGGCUGCUCCGGCGGUUGAGGGCGCGGCAGUGGUGGCGCUCCGGUCGGUCAUGACCCGGGUCCGGCAGGCAGCGGAGCGGUCAGGUAACAUAGCUGACCGUGUCCGGGUCGUGGCGGUUUCGAAAACCAAGCCGGUCUCUCUCAUCCGCCAAGUCUAUGAAGCUGGCCACCGAUGCUUUGGCGAGAACUACGUCCAAGAAAUCCUCGAAAAAGCUCCUCAGCUUCCUGAAGACAUAGAAUGGCAUUUCAUUGGGCAUUUGCAGAGCAACAAAGUCAAGUCGCUACUCACUGGAGUCCCAAAUAUGGCAAUGAUUGAGGGUGUAGAUAAUGAGAAGAUGGCAAAUCAUCUUGACCGUGCAGUUUCAAGCCUUGGAAGAAAUCCUUUGAAGGUUUGUGUCCAAGUGAAUACCAGUGGAGAAGCAUCAAAAUCUGGCAUCGAUCCUUCUGGCUGUGUCGAACUUGUAAAACAUGUUAAAUUGCACUGCCCAAAUCUAGAGUUCUCUGGCUUAAUGACAAUAGGGAUGCCAGACUAUUCAUCAACUCCAGAGAACUUCAAGACUCUAUCGAACUGUAGAACUGAGGUUUGCAAGGCACUUGGAAUGAUGGAGGAGCAAUGUGAACUGUCAAUGGGCAUGUCUGGUGACUUUGAGCUGGCGAUUGAAAUGGGCAGCACCAAUGUGAGAGUUGGAUCCACCAUAUUCGGCCCAAGGGAGUACCCCAAGAAACAAUCAAAUUAGUAUCUUCAAGUUGCGUACUGUUGCUCUUACAGGAGAAAAAGAAAAGCGCCUUCAUGAGCUUGCUUGACGUACUUAUAUAUACGACUUGUUAGCAGAAUAGAAAAAGAAUUGUACUUUUUAUCUGUAUCUCAUUUUUUAUGUAAAUCAAUAUGAUUACCAGUUCAAUUUUAUAUAUUUUUCGUUCAUUAA
This is a messenger RNA of Corylus avellana, 1006 nucleotides long. Its product is annotated as Putative pyridoxal phosphate-dependent enzyme, YBL036C type. The record is from RefSeq and is a predicted model, not a curated record. Gene Ontology annotation, molecular function: pyridoxal phosphate binding. Lineage: Eukaryota; Viridiplantae; Streptophyta; Magnoliopsida; Fagales; Betulaceae. Gene Ontology annotation, cellular component: intracellular anatomical structure.